ACGAACGGACCGCGCGCGCGUGAGCGACGGCAGGCGGAUGAACUGAAGCGCGACUAGGGUAAAACGGGGUCCCAAAACGACGAGCGUGAGAGGAGUGCGGCAUGGGAAUGAACUCGCGAAGCCAGUGCCUUUUGAAAAUGGCUUCGGCAUGUGCCAGUGAACCAUGCGCGCGCCAACCAAUUCAUGGCAAGAAAACCAAGAAAAAGAAAGGCAAGGCCUGGACAUUGACUGCGCAUUCGAGGGCAUGGUAUUCGACGACAGGAUAUUAUACACUAAGGACGAGACGCCCGAAGAGAUCCAGGGCGCAACUAGCGAAUGUGGUCUACCCUGCAAAGCCCGUACUGCCUCGCUCUCUGCCUCGCUAGCUCCCGUCGCGCUCCAGAAUUCCGGAAUGGUGACAAAAGCGGACCUCGCGGCGAUGAUGAACCGUGCGGGAUCGAGCCCGACGUGGGCGGUGGCGAUGCGCAGAACAUCCAGAGCGGCACGCGAUACACGAGAACGUACCCGACCACGGUACCCUUCAACCUGGCGAUGUUCUCGGACCCUGCGUUCAACCUCGCAAUGGAACAUGCAGCGGCGGCGAAUGGACUUCAUCCACUUGGGGAUGGCGAUGCGCUCUCGCCGGCGAAUCAUGAAUGCCGUGCUGCUGAACGACGUAUGCCAGAAGGGAUACGCAGAGGACAAUGAGGAAGUGCUCGACGAGUUCGAUGUGGUGUAUGAUCACGACGAGGAUGGGCACAUCGCGGCGACGAGGCCCACGAGGGUGCACGAUGAGGCGCCAUCGAGCUGCAUUGAAUCACAGAGCAUGAACUAGCCUACAUAGCUGUCGCGCAAGGCCCUAUGAGCACUAGUAUAGUUGAAUGUGCAAGCAC
Fomitopsis serialis is the source of this 872-nucleotide messenger RNA. RefSeq lists its product as uncharacterized. The record is from RefSeq and is a predicted model, not a curated record. The transcript is spliced from 4 exons. The coding region runs from base 164 to 814 and encodes 216 amino acids. Lineage: Eukaryota; Fungi; Basidiomycota; Agaricomycetes; Polyporales; Fomitopsidaceae.